Messenger RNA from Tachyglossus aculeatus (Australian echidna), 2393 nucleotides. RefSeq lists its product as uncharacterized. The transcript is spliced from 6 exons. The record is from RefSeq and is a predicted model, not a curated record. Gene Ontology annotation, biological process: negative regulation of transcription by RNA polymerase II. Bases 50 to 2161 code for a protein of 703 amino acids. Gene Ontology annotation, cellular component: nucleus. NCBI's taxonomy places the organism in Eukaryota, Metazoa, Chordata, Mammalia, Monotremata, Tachyglossidae. Gene Ontology annotation, molecular function: transcription corepressor activity.
GACCUACUUAAGGUGUGAGUCUCCUAUAUAGUAAGAUCACAAGGUGUAUAUGGUUAUAAUCAUACCAUGUAGAAGAGACAAGAACACAAGAGAAGAUUUUAAGAAGAAAACCGGGCAUAAACUGAGUAAAGCCAAGCAGAGGAGAAAUAGAAGAAGAAACAGAAAACUGAAGAAUGACAGUAAAUCUCUGGAGAAAAGGCCAGCUGAUGCUUUAAAUCAUCUUGCACCAGAGGACCAGGACACAUCAGAGAGUGAAGAGGACGACUCAGAAGAAGAGAGUAAAGUUGGAGACCCGGGACAGACUUUAGUAGUUUCUGAAAAUCACUGCAGCUGGGUAAGGAACUUAUCCCGAAAACCUGAUCUGGAACAAGAAGCCUUCCCCCAUAUCUUCUCGGAGAUUUCGGUAGCACUCUCAGGACCAACAAAGAGUCAUUCACUUGGAGAAAGCAGUAAUCUGUUUCUUGUAAAUAUGACCUCUAGCCAGAGUGAAAACUCAUAUAAUCAUGCAUUUGAGCAACGGAUAAUGGAUCAGAACCCCAAUCUUAUAGGAAACCAACCUAAUUCCCGUAGAGGGAAUGAUUGGCACUGUGGUAAGAAGGCAGAAAACUGUAUUGAAGUGAGUCACACAAUGGUGUUAGGCAUUUGCGACAGAUUUGUUUCUGCUAAGACAACAUGUGUACUCAAGGAGGAAAGUGCCAUAAUUAGUGAAAAUCACAAGCAAAAGGAAGCCUUGUCUAAUCAUCGUAGCUGUGUCGUUUCAGAUAGUUUUAAAGGUGAACAUAAAUCUAGUCCAAAUAAAACAAACAGCUGGGCCUUUUUCUCAACUUGUUCAUCGGAUGAACGAAUGCAGUUGGGCUCUGGAAGAAAUGCCCUACUGGGGAGCUGGCCAGAGGGUCCUCACAAGUUCGUCUGUGAGCAGAGACAAAGGAAAGGCAGACAGCCCAAAGGAGCCUGUUCAGACAGCACCGUGGGACGGAUUGAAUUGGUCUGCCAAUCGAAAGCAGCAGAAGGAACCACUCCACAAACACCGAGAGAGAAUGACUGCCAUUUAUGGGAGGAAGAUCUGUCGUUACCCAAUACUGAAAAGACACAUACGAUUCCAGUCAUCGAAACAGGAGGGGAUGUUCUCAAAAACCACUUUGCUCUGCAGGCGCCGACACCAGUUGCGACAGAGAAAAAAGGGAGGCCCAGAAGGAUUUUCAACCUGGCUCCAAACUUUCAUCUCCCUAGACUGACUGCAAUUCUUAUAAAAGAGAGGGACAAGGAUACACUCUUAGCCAACAGCCACUGGUUGGAAAAUAUUGCGGAAACAGAAAAGAGCAGUCUUCCCGAGGUGGACCAUGAAAAGGGGAAUAAGCAAGGACCCUUAGUAGCCUAUAAUCAGCCAUCCCAAUAUUAUCAUGAUCCGCUUGAAAUUGCUUCAUCUUGCUCUGGUGUCAAACCUCAUUCUCACAGUAUCUUGCUGAGACCUCCCGGGUGUCUUUCUGAGCAAUUUCUUCCUCCAGUGCUGCACUAUACCUCUAGUUUAUUGAAGGUUUCUUUCACUGGUGAGAAACAACUUCUGCCCUUUAAGCUGCAGGCCUUAGGGGGUAAUAAAGAGAAUGGAAGAGAACUAACUUCUGCAGAGAUUUCCAAGAGUGAGCCUGAUAUUUUGUCCUCAGUUAGAGUCACAUCUGAGUAUCCUACUCACUUUAAUUUCUUUGCUGGAGGUUUGAGUGAAAAGCUGCCCAAGAGGAACAAGCCAGAGCCAUUGCAAUGUUUACAAAUGGAAGACAAUCAAGAUUCGAUAAACCCUACACCCAAUUCCAUUGCCCUACCCUUAUCCCUGGGAUUUGCUCUCCAACUUGUAGAGCUGUUUGGAUCUCCCGGAGUUCCCGUAGAGUCGUUGCUGCCAGAUGACUUCAUAGUUCCCCUUGACUGGAAAACCCUGAAGAUGAUCCAUUUGCAGUGGAAGAAUUCAGUAGAGGAGCGGCAGAAAAAGAUUAGCCAACAGAGCAAGAAGUCCUUAAUUUCUGAUGUUUCCAGCCUCCGGGCUACAGAUAAACCUGACCACCAGGAGGAACAGGAAUAUUCCAAAAGGAGCUUGCCAAAAGGGGACAGAGAGGACAGUUUUCAGGCGAAUACUGGUGCUGACUGGGUUUCCAUGUCAAACCAAUCAUAAUGGACGAUCUAUAGAAAGACUUGCAUCCCGAAAGAAGAUCUGUCUCAUUUUCGGCACCUCCCAGAAAGGAAGGACCCGAAAAGGCCUCGGUUUCCAACUAAGGGGAAAAUGGAUUGGCAGGAUUGAAUUCGAACCCCUGGUCCUUUUGACAGUCUCCUUUUUGCUCUGAUUCCUCUGCCUCAACUUCCCUGUUUCUCCUUCCUGUUAAGCAAUAAAAAGCAAAAGAAAAUGG